Molecule: messenger RNA, 819 nt
Organism: Chenopodium quinoa (quinoa)
Lineage: Eukaryota; Viridiplantae; Streptophyta; Magnoliopsida; Caryophyllales; Amaranthaceae
Product: protein kish
Exons: 5
Coding region: 280-492 (70 amino acids)
Biological process (GO): intracellular transport; protein secretion
Source: RefSeq, a predicted model, not a curated record
AUACUCGUACAUAUAAUCCCUGUGUAGUUGUGUUUGUGUGGGUUUUUAACUUUUUAUUAUUGAGUGGGAGAGGAACAUACAACAAAAGGAGUCGACCAAUUUCUUUUGAUUUUUCCGUCGUCACCUAUCACCGGAGAUCUCAUCCUCUCUCUCAAUCUAGGGUUCUUCGCUUCUCAAUUUCCCGUAUCUUUCCAGUUUAAUCUUUGUUGAUUUUCUCUGGUUAGGGUUUUUUUGGAAGAUUCUGAACGAGUUCCUGAGCACAAAUAGGAAGCAUUAAUCAUGUCGGCGCUUUUCAAUUUUCACUCUUUCUUGACGGUGGUGCUUUUAGUUAUUUGUACAUGCACUUAUAUCAAGAUGCAUUUUCCUGCCCUUCUUGAACAGAGAACUGGAUUUCGAGGGUUCUUUUGGAAGGCUGCUAGGAUUGGUGAAAGGCUGAGUCCAUGGGUGGCUGCAGGAUGCUUUACAAUAGGUGUAUCAAUAAUAUUUUUCUAAUAGAAAACCAAUGUUAUGUUUGCGAAUUUUGCUCAUGACAAGCUGCUCCUGGAAUGUGAAGUUGAACCUCUCCAAAGUGUUUACAUGAGGAUUUUUUCGCACCUUUUGUGUCUAAUCAAGGAGUUCAUUUUUUUUAAUCAAGUCUACUUUGUAAUGUAGGACAUUGAUAUUAAUUUUACAUCAUGGAAAACCUUAGUGUAAUUGUUUGUGACAGCAUAAUUAUAAUACUUGUAAUAUUGUGCCACGCAAUACGCCAAUACUAGUACCUGUAAGUACGGGUCUAUAUUUUCUACUACCUCUAUGCUGUGUCUUAUAGAGAUUGUCAUA